GCUUCCCCUUUUCACAAAGGGCAUCUUAGUUGUGCCUCUAGGGAACCCAGGCCCAUGACUGUCUGGGUUAAGUGCCCGGCUUGGUCCCGGUCCCAGGCCUGCAUCCUUCGUAGAGAGACUGCCUUGGCCAUGCUGACUAGCAGGUUGAGAAAGUCAGGGUGUCUGCCGGGGCCUGCACCCCUCACCUUCUCUCCCCUUCCCUCUACUUCCAUCCCUGUCUCGUCCUCCAGGUGGGAAACACAAGGUGCGAGGUGACAUCAAUGUGCUGCUGUGUGGAGACCCGGGCACGGCCAAGUCUCAGUUCCUCAAGUACAUAGAGAAGGUGUCCAGCCGGGCCAUCUUCACCACGGGCCAGGGCGCCUCGGCAGUUGGGCUCACGGCCUACGUGCAGCGGCAUCCGGUCAGCAGGGAGUGGACCCUGGAGGCUGGGGCGCUGGUUCUGGCUGACCGGGGUGUGUGUCUCAUCGACGAGUUCGACAAGAUGAACGACCAGGACAGGACUAGCAUCCACGAGGCCAUGGAGCAGCAGAGCAUCUCCAUCUCCAAGGCUGGCAUCGUCACCUCCCUGCAGGCCCGCUGCACCGUCAUUGCAGCCGCCAACCCCAUAGGGGGACGCUACGACCCUUCGCUGACCUUCUCAGAGAACGUGGACCUCACGGAGCCCAUCAUUUCCCGCUUCGACAUCCUGUGUGUGGUGAGGGACACUGUGGACCCUGUGCAGGAUGAGAUGCUGGCCCGCUUUGUGGUUGGCAGCCAUGUGCGACACCACCCCAGCAACAAGGACGAGGAGGGAUUGGCUGGCAGUGCCCAGGAGCCUGCUAUGCCCAACACGUACAACGUGGAGCCACUGCCACAGGAGGUGCUGAAGAAGUACAUCAUCUAUGCCAAGGAGAGGGUCCACCCAAAGCUCAACCAGAUGGACCAGGACAAGGUGGCCAAGAUGUACAGUGACCUGCGGAAGGAGUCCAUGGUGAGGGCCUGGGCAGCCUGGGCAGGCUUGAGGGGUCAGUCCCCAAAGCACUAGGAGACUUCCGGGUUGAGGGGGUGGCUCAGCAGUAGAGCACUUAUCUACCUUACACUAGGCUGGGGUUCCAUCCUCAGCACCACUGAGAAAAGAUAACUUCUGUACUACAAGCAUUUUGUCACAGAUGGAACUUUACGUGCAUUCAUCCCAUCUUGUCAUCCUCAGAUGAAGUUCCUUAGUGACUUCAUAAACUCUCAGCCAGAUGAACUCUGGGUCUGAACUCUUUGGUUCAUCACAGUGGGACAGGGCCUCCCAGCAGCCCUCGGGCAGUCGGCACCCAGAGUCCUCGUAGAAGCCUCUGUCACCCACUCCAGAUCAUGACAUCGAAUGUUUUGUUUUCGUUUGUGCCUUUUAACUGUACCAGAGCAUUCACCUUAGUGUUCAUAGAAAUAACACUGUUUUCUUAUUUAUGUUGCUGUGGAUUCUGCAACUAUGAUUUGUGACAGUAACCAGCAGAGCUGGCUGUAAGUACAGCAGACCUUGAGCUGCAAGCCAGCUGGGUGUCCUGGUGACACUGACACUGCAGGUGUCCUGGGGACACAUUGUAGUCCUCAGCCUC
Heterocephalus glaber (naked mole-rat) is the source of this 1583-nucleotide messenger RNA. Lineage: Eukaryota; Metazoa; Chordata; Mammalia; Rodentia; Bathyergidae. The record is from RefSeq and is a predicted model, not a curated record.